Molecule: messenger RNA, 3762 nt
Organism: Adelges cooleyi (spruce gall adelgid)
Lineage: Eukaryota; Metazoa; Arthropoda; Insecta; Hemiptera; Adelgidae
Product: facilitated trehalose transporter Tret1-like
Exons: 9
Coding region: 405-2381 (658 amino acids)
Biological process (GO): transmembrane transport; carbohydrate transport
Cellular component (GO): membrane
Molecular function (GO): sugar transmembrane transporter activity
Source: RefSeq, a predicted model, not a curated record
GUGACGACAACGGCGACGACGGCUCGACCAGGCAGGUGAGGGCGAAGCGAGGGGCACACGAUGAUAAUUAUUGUCGUUGUCGAGACCGAUGGACGGACCGACCGGCAGUUUUGCACGCGCUUUCGUUGAAACCGGUUAAUUCGUGAGAGUAAAAAAAAACCGCGUAAAAAGUCACGAGUGCUCCUCAAACUCGGACGACCGCCGUCGAUCAAAGUCUUUGGCGGAUUAACAAGACAAUCAACGAUUCUCUUAUUGUGUCUGUCGAUCGACACGAGCGGAUUCACGAGCGGACGGCUUUCGGGGCUUAGACAAGCUAUACCGUCGUAGCACGUGAAAGCUCUGGAACGUCGAACUAUACCUACCAGUAUAUCUGACAGCAAAAUAUAAACACAGCCCUAGAAAAAAUGGCUUGGAUCAAACGGCAAGACAACAAGACCAAACUGGCGGCUCACAUGGCUAUCCCGGUGGAUAUGCCUAUCACAGAGGACCAAGUCACCGAGCUGUACGGUGAAGGCGCCCGCAUCCACAGCGUACACCACAGGACCAAGCCGCAGCAGUCCGUGUUCGCGUCCACCAUGUCGUCCACCGCGUCGGUGGACACGACGGUGGGCUCCACCGCGGCGCUCAUCCACAGCCACGCGGCCAAAGUGAAGAAGAAGAAGUACGCGUUCCUCAGGGGCCAGGGCCACCACCAUCACAACCACACGCCGUCGGCGAACGGCGGCUACGUCAACGGCAAGCACGGCCGGGACGUCGGCCACCACAGCCAAAAAGAACUGAACCUGCUGCUGGCCACGCCCACGGUGCCGAACUUCAUCGACCAGAUGCGCAAGAAGAAGCAGGCCAUCGACCAGGUGUCGGCCAAGCGUCUUAGCAGCGACGACGACGACGACGAGGACGAGUUCGACGACGACAUGAUGUUCCAAGACCUUAAGGCGGCAGCCAAAAUCAGGACGUCGCAGGACACAUACGUGCCACAGAUUCUCGCCUCGCUAACAGUGUCGCUAUGCUCAAUGGUAGUGGGAUUCGCGUCCGCCUACACGUCACCGGCCCUGCCAUCGAUGAACAGCCCGGGAAGUCCGCUCACCGUCAGCGAAGAAGAAGGUUCCUGGAUCGGCAGUCUCAUGCCGCUGGCGGCUCUCAUAGGCGGCAUGGCCGGCGGUCCCCUGAUCGAAUCGAUCGGUAGAAAAACUACCAUACUCGCCACCGGAAUUCCGUUCAUCAUUUCGUUUCUGUUGAUCGCAAUGGCCGUCAACGUACAAAUGGUGAUGGCUGGCCGAGCCAUAGCCGGUUUUUGCGUGGGAAUCGCUUCUCUCGGUCUUCCCGUGUACUUGGGCGAGACCGUACAGCCUCAGGUCCGGGGCACUCUGGGUCUGUUGCCCACCACGCUCGGCAACAGCGGAAUCCUGUUGUGUUUCAUCGCCGGCAAAUACUUAAACUGGCAGAUGUUGGCCAUCCUUGGCGCCUGUAUCCCGGUGCCGUUUUUGGUGUGCAUGUUCCUCAUCCCGGAAACGCCACAAUGGUACAUCAGCCGAAACAAGAGCAAGAAAGCGAAAAAAGCUCUGCAGUGGCUGCGAGGAAAGAACGCCGACGUGACGCAAGAGUUCAGCGAAAUCGAAAAGGCCAAUCACAUGGGCAAGAACGAAGAGAUGCCCGGCUACUUGAGCCUGUUCUCGAAAAUGUACUCGAAACCUCUUCUCAUAUCCAUGGGUCUCAUGUUGUUCCAACAGUUCAGCGGUAUCAACGCCGUCAUCUUUUACACCGUCAAGAUCUUUAAGGAAGCCGGCAGCUCCAUCGACGAGAACCUGUGCACCAUCAUCGUGGGCAUCGUCAACUUCCUGUCGACGUUCGUGGCGACCGCCCUGAUCGACAAGCUCGGCCGCAAGAUACUGCUGUACGCUUCCAGCGCCACGAUGGCCGUCACGCUGAUCACCCUCGGCACGUUCUUCAACUACAAGAACGCCGGCUACGACGUGUCCCAGUACGGAUGGCUGCCGUUGGUCAGCUUCGUGUUCUUCAUUAUAGGAUUCGCCAUCGGAUUCGGACCCAUCCCGUGGUUGAUGAUGGGCGAAAUUUUACCCGCGAAAAUCCGAGGCACGGCCGCUUCGUUGGCCACGGCUUUCAACUGGGCCUGCACGUUCUUGGUGACCAAGACGUUCUCGGAUCUCCUACGGGUGUUUGGCGCGGACGGCGCCUUCUGGCUGUUCGGCGGCAUCUGCCUGACCGGGCUGGUGUUCAUCAUAUUCUGCGUGCCGGAGACCCAGGGCAAGAGCCUGGAAGACAUCGAACGCAACUUGACCGGCGUGGGCAAAGGACCCGUUCGACAAGUGCGGAGGAUGAGCUCCAUAGCGCAUCUGAAACCGCUGCCGAUGGCCAUCUAAUGUGAUCUAAUGUCACAAGGAUCGAUAUUGAUAUAUAUAUAUAUAUAUGUGUUUUUUUAUUAUUAUUAUUAUUAUUAAUAUUGAUAUUAUUAAUUACCAUCAUUCAACGACGUCGUCGUUCACCAACAAAAAAAAAAAAAACGUUUUCGAAAAAUAAAACCACACAUAACACACAGUUGUUGUAGGUACACUCAGUACAGUCGAGUAAAUCUCAAACGACCGAAAUCCAUUUUUCGACAUUCGAUAUUUUACCUAAAAAUAAUAAAAACGCAAACUUACUUUUGCAAACGUAAUUUUUUCGUAUGUAUAAUAUAAUAAAAACAAUAUUGAUAAAUUAAAAGAAUAUAUAUUAAAAAGAAAAACCGCGCGUUACGCACUAUACUGUUGUUGUUCUAGAGUGUACAGCUGUCGUUUUUGUUUCGAUUUGAUUUUUUUUUUUUCGUUAUUCGUAUAAUGGUGCUAAAACAUUUCAGACAAUAAUUUUUUUCUACAUUUUUUUCUCUAAAAAUAUAACAUUAUCGUGUAAUAAUUACGACUGUCCGAUUUAAAAAAAAAAAGAGGCAAAAUUUCCACAUUCCGGAGAGUAGGUGAAGUUCCAAUAUUUUUUUUUUUUUUAUAUUUUUGUGCUGUGAUAGAGAGAUAUAGAACAUCCCUCCCUCCAGUGAUAUACAUAUAUAUAUAUACAUAUAUGUAUAUAUAUGUAUACAUAUAUUUAAACUCAAAUCUUUCUCCCAAACAAUAACGUCUCGGUUUUCCUCAAAAAAAAAAAAAAAAAGAAUUACAAGCUAUCCUCUGUUUUUUUAUUAUUAUUAUUAUUAUUAUUAUUAUUAUCAUAAUUAUAAUUAUUAUUAUUAUUAAUAUUAUCGUUAUAAUUAAAUGUGUUUUAGCGUUAAGCAGUAGUAGUAGUUUUUUGGGGGAACUCGUUAUUGUACUUACAGUUUUUGUUUUACAUUAAAUGGCAGAGUACACGUUAACAUUUUUUUUUUUUGUAUACACGACAUAAAUUAUAUAUAUAUAUAUAGGUACAUAUGCUUAAGCCACAUUGUAUUUAUAUGGUUUUUUACGGAAGAGGGGGGGGGAAGACGGAAGCUUUGGCGAAUUUUUUUUUUGGUCGAAGGCUUAGCCUGGUAUAGAUUUUUCUUUUUUCUUUAUUAACUUUCUUCUCAUAUAUAUUAUAAUAAAUAAUUAAUAAUCGAUAAUACUGUUCCGACAAAACAGAGUUUAUAAUAACUAUAUAAAAUAACAUCAUCAUAAUUACACGUUCUUCCCCUCCCCUCCCAAACGAACAGAAACGUUUCUAACAAAUUUAUUUAUCAUCAUAUAUUUAAAAAUUAUAUGUGUGUAUGAAUAUAUAUAUAUAUAUAUAUAUAUACACACAGAA